Patella vulgata (common limpet) is the source of this 7881-nucleotide messenger RNA. RefSeq names its product cilia- and flagella-associated protein 46. NCBI's taxonomy places the organism in Eukaryota, Metazoa, Mollusca, Gastropoda, Patellidae. Bases 77 to 7453 code for a protein of 2458 amino acids. The record is from RefSeq and is a predicted model, not a curated record. Gene Ontology annotation, molecular function: protein binding. Gene Ontology annotation, biological process: cilium movement involved in cell motility; axoneme assembly. The transcript is spliced from 56 exons.
AUCUUUAUUAUUAGAACUGGCUCGACUCUGUCUGGAAUUAGAUUUUGCUGAUUUAGCCGAAAUUUGUGCUGAAAAUAUGAAACUAUGUAAUAUUAAGGAUCAGAAGUUUUAUUUAGAGUUGGAGUUUUUAGAUUGUGCGAUGGCUGUAAAAAGUUUAGGUGAAAAACAAGAAUCAUAUCAAAAACCAGUUGUAGAUGCAAGAAUGCAAGCAAUGAAGAGAUGUGAAGAAGCCAUUUUAAAUGCUAUACGUCUUGGUGAUCCAAACAUUAUACAAGUAGGCUGUGUCACCCAGUGGAAUUUAUCUCUACCAUUACAACAGGCUAACUUACGACAACAUAUUCGUAAACAUUUGAUCAUCAUUGCAGAGGCACUCGAAGAAAUUCAAAGUUUAUUAAUACAGCUUAGAUGUCAAAUACAUACAGAAUUAGCACAUUGUGAAGAAGAUAAUGAACAAAUACAAGUUGCCAUGCAACAUUUGAAAAAGGCUUUAUUAUUAGAUGAUGGUAAUGUUUAUAAAGAAAGGUUAGAGGUGGUACUACAUCGUUUAGAAUUACGAUCUGAAUUAUAUAAACAACCAGAACGACCAGAAGAUCAGGCAGCAAUGAUUAUUGAACAGGCUAGAAGUUGUGAUUCAGGAACAAUCCGAAUGAAGAGAUCGUUGUUAGUUAAAGCUGGUGAAGCUCUUUCACCUGAUGCAUUUCUACUUGUUUUAGACAGUGAAAGUGAAACUAGAGAUACAAGUGGUAAAGGUCCACAAACAGUCAUCAGAAAACUGGCAGCUAAAGCUCAACAAUUUAAUAAAUGUCUGAAAAAAGCUGAAGGACAUUUAAAACGAUUAGGUGACGAAAAUGAUCGAGAAAGAGCGAGACUGUGGGCUGAUUUGGCUAAAACAGCGAGGAAAUAUGAAGUAUGGGAUGUUUGUCGUGUUGCCGCUAAGUUCACUCUGCUCUAUGAUGAUGAUAGAUGGAAGAAUAUUCCAGUAGAAAGACCAAUCAGUGUUGAGAAGAAAGUUGAAUCUAGAGAAGUAAAAGAAGACGCACCUCCCGGGUCGGAGUCAGAAAAGAAAUCGAGUCGUAUUAGUAGUCAUCCUGCCACUCCAGAACCUACCGUACCACUAUAUAAUAAAGAUUUACUACGUAUUCUAGCAGAAGUUAACUUUAUAUUUGGAGAGGCUUAUAUACAUUUACUGAGAUCCGAGAAAGUGGAGUUGAAUAAUAAACCUAUUCCACCAGAAGAUACUCGUAAACGACCUAAAGGUUAUGUUGCUAAGAAACCAGAAGAGGAUCCUGAUUGGUUAGAAUAUUGUGACUGGAUAAAGAUGUUAUCAGAGACAUCAACCAAGAGUUUUUUACGAGGUCUAGAAUUAGGAGUUAUAUUAGAGGAAGCAUGGUUAGUGUGUAGUGCUGCCGCCUAUGUGUGGAAUUAUAACAACCAUGUUUUAUCUGAGAACAGACAUCGUGAGAUUCUCGAUACAUUGGGUGUUGUUUUAGACGGAUUGAAGAAAGUCGGACAUGCUGGUGAAACCGUCAUGUUGGUGAAUAUAUGUAAUGCCCUGGCGUACAGUCUCAUACAACCCUGGAUACCUCCACCAGUUCCUAAAGAAAUCCAGGAACCACCAGUCUCCCCUUCUCCUGGAGAUAAAUCACCAGUUAAAGAUAAGAAAGCUGCAAGGACUACAGUAGGAACGGCUAAAAGUAAAGCUGGUGUAACAGUGACUAUAAGUCCUGAUGCUCUACCAGAUUUAAAGAAAGCCAUAGAGGUAUGUGAAUAUGGUAUGAUGGUAACCAAUGGCGAUAACAACCAGGAUGUUGUCAAUAUAUCUGUUCGUAUGCCGUUAUUACAGACAUGGGUAACAGCUAAACAGAUGGCGCUACAACAAAUAGCUAAAACUCUUGGUACAGAUGAUGAGACUAAUAUGGAGGGACAGAGAGGAAUGACUAAAGCAAUCGUGGCUACAGAAAUGGCAUCAAGGUCUAAAAAUGGAAUAAUGGAAUUUAAAGAAGUGCCACCAUUAGCUGAUAUUACUGUAAUGGUUGAGAAUUGUCGUUGGACUGAAAAGUUUAUAGAAUUACAACUGUGGACUAAAUUAACUUAUUUAUCCUUCACUCAAAAACAACAUACACUGGUGGUAAAAUGUAGCGAGAAAGCUUUAUGGUUUGUUAAUGUUGGAACACAACCGAAAAACAGAAAAAUGGAACCACAUCGUUAUGUGGUAGAACAGGAAAUGUUGAGUUACACCAGUUGCAUUCUGGGGCAGAGUUUAAUGGAGAAUAUGGCGGGAAAAAAUUUCAACAGACGACAAGCCAUGGAGGCUUUUCUCAACAGUGCUAGAUAUGGUCGAAACGCCAAAAACUACAACUUGGUCAUGUCUGCUGCUCGACAUUAUUGGAAUGCCUGUGUGGCAUUAGUCAAUCAACCAAUAGAAAGAGAGCUCUUAAAAGAACCUGUUCGUGUUUUGUUACAGUGUAUUACAGCAACCGCAGAAACACCAGUUAAGAAAGAGGAUAAAGAUGAGCAAUCAUCCCACAAUGGUCAUGGUGAUUCCAGUAAUGGUACACAGGUCAAGGUCAAGUCAGCAGAUGCUACUAAAGGUGAAAAAGACUCUGAUAAUAAAUCCUCUCGUAUGGUUGGUGGAGCUGAUGAUGACCUCACGUUAAGAGCAGCCUUAUAUGGUGUUUUAUUCCAAGCUUAUGCGGACAAGGGAGAAUGGGAAGAAUCAUUAGAUGCCAUGGAUCAAGCUGUAACAGUCAUGCCACGUACUAAACAUAGAUUGUUAAUAUUUAAACAUCGUGUUAUGGUAAAAGCCAGACUGGGUCGAGAUGUUAAUAUGGAUAUACAGAAAUUUAAGGAUGAAAGUGAAGAUUAUGUAGCACACAUGUGGAGAAGAGUAGCACUUAGUUCUCGAGUUACAGCGGAACAACUUAAAUCAUAUCAGAAUGCUAUACAAUCUCUCACGAUUAGUAAAUAUGAUUGGUUGAAAAUAGAUUAUUUAUUAGAGUUUGCUCAAUGGUUAUAUAUAAAUCAGUUCCCGUUAGUCGACUGUGUGGAUCAGGUAGAAUGGGCUAUAGAUAUCUUACUCAAUAUGAAAUAUGAGGCUCCACUACUUAAAAAGGAAGGUGUUAAAAAAGAUAAGAAAAAAGGAGGAAAAUUGUCAGCCAAGAAAUCCAAAUCUCCUGAUCUGGAGAAACCAGCUGCUGUGGAACCAACAGAAAAAACUGAUGAUACAAAAGAGAAAGAUGAUAAAACAGAAGAAGAAAUAAAUCCCGAAGAUUAUGUUCCUGUUACUAAAGAAGCAGAAAUAGGUGUUGGUCUGACAAAUGUUAAUAUGGUUAUGGAUGAUUUAACAGAUCUACAACAACUAGAUUAUCUGGUUCGAGCUCAUGUUAUACUUGCGGAGUUACACGGUCGUGGUUCACCGCAGUAUAAAGAUACACUACUCAUGGCGUAUGGAUAUUUACAACGUAUCUGGCAGGUUUCUGUAACAUACUCUGGUAAUACAUUAAAAGAACUGGCUAAAAACUCACCAGCAGAAACAGCCGCUGUCGGUGAUAAAUCAGCCAAAUCUAAAGGCAAAAAAGACAAAGAAAAAGAGGUUGUAAAAGAGAAACCAAAACGUAAAGGACCAUUAGAUGUUUUACCAUCAUCAACAGAGGAAUGGGCAGUAUAUGAUGUUCCAGAUGAGGUUUUAGAAGCUUUUAAACAUGAAUCUAUGAAGAAAUUAGGAGUCAAUACCAAAACUAUUAAAAAACCUAUGCUGACAUCACAUUAUUUAGAUGAGUUAGUGACAGAGUUACGUACCCUUGGUUACAAUCAUCUUGCUCUACCAGUCCUGGCAUUUCAAGAUUUACUGUCGCGUAGUAUCUUGAAUAACAAGGCUAUGACCAAUCUCUUCCAUAUAAGAUCUUUAGAAGUUUGUCAUGAAUUAGGUUUGAAAGGUGGUUGUAGUUUUCAUGAGAGAAUGGUUGGUAAUAUGGAGAUAAAUGAAGAAGAACAAGCUCAAUCAAGAGAAGAAAUUGCUCUAUGGAAAGAAAAACAAGUUCAGGUUUCACGAGAAGAAUUACGUGUUAAAGAAACGUUGACAAAACUUGCCGCUGAAGGAAAAGUAGAGAAAAGAACUCUUGCAUCCAGAACACAGUUUGUACCAACUAAGACGGAAGAGAAAGAUGUUAGUAUCAAUCAUCUGGGUAAAGUUUUAGGAGGUGUGUCAAUACGAGAAAUUUGGACAGAUAUAGCACAAGUAUUAAUAAGACAGGGUUAUUAUCAACAUGCUAGAAAUUAUCUUAAUGAAGCUAACAUUGCUGCUACAGCGUUUGGUGAUAAAGAUUUACAAGUGCGUAUUUUAUAUAGAUUAGCACAGCUAUCUUAUAAAGAGGCUCAAUAUGGACAGACUAUCAACUUCUGUAAAGCAGCACAAGAUUUAAAUUGUGGUAAUGAAAUCUUCUGGUAUGAGUCCACGAUGUUAAUGGUGGAUGCUACACUCAAAGAUUAUGAGAAUAAAAACAGCAAAAGAAUUGCUAGAAAGAUAGUGGUACAUGCAUUAAAUGAAUUUCAUCAGAUAUAUGAAGAAAGACCAAACAGAAUGAGUACAAUGUGUUUUAUAUUAGCAUCACUAGAAGUCAAGUUAGCAUCUAUACAGGCAACUAUAUUGAUGACUGGAGAGCGAAGGAGUACUGUACCACGUGUAAUGAAGGGUUUACUGUCUGCUUGUGAGAAAUUUGAGAAUGGUAUAGAGAAAUUACUACGGUCAGACUAUAAAAGAGAAGCAUUACCUUAUAUAAAAGAACAUGCUAAUGUUUUAAAACAUAUCGCUGGUGAAGCGAUUGAAACAGAAAUAAAACAUACUUAUCUACUACAGGCUUUAGCUGUAUUAAAAGAAGGUGUUAUUAUAGCUGAAGAUGUUUAUAAAGAUUCCUAUACACUCUCUUCUUUACAAGAUAUGAGAGGAUUAAGUUUGCCGAUACAACGUGAACUAGUGGAAAUACAGAUAUUAUGUGGGCACUUACUUGUUGAUAUUUUACGACUUCAGACAAAAGAAUCUCGAAAUAAACAGCUGGAAGAUGAACGCAAAGGAUCGGUCCUCUUGAUGGUUGAAGAUUUUGUGAGACAGACACCAAAUUAUACUCACAUGGAGAAGGACUGGGUAGAUAUUAAACAAACUGUAGGAGAAGAAGCAAUGACCAUGUUAUUAAACAGUCACAGUUUAUCAGCAAAUAUUCUUAGUUUACGAGCUCAGAGUUUAUUAAAUAUAGGAACAUGUUUACAUAUAUUAGGACAAGCUACAAGUCCAGCUGUUCCACCACAAUGGCUAGUAAACCAAAUGGAAAUACUGAAAGCUACAAGUGAGAAAAUAGACGAGGAGGAAAAUAAAAAUUACGAAGAGACGAAAAAAACAAUCAAAUAUACACAACAGAUUAUAGAGAAAAAGAAACAUCAUAUUGAGAGUAAAUUUUACCUGGUACAAGCUUGUGAAUGUUUGGUUCAAACUUUAAAUCUUUCUCUUCAAAAUGGAUAUACCGCAUUGGCCAGUUCAGCAGCAAAAGAAUUGGUAGAUUUGAUUGGUCAGUUUGAUCCAGCAGCAGCCAGUCAGCUUCUUGCAUUACAUCAGAGUUGUGAAACAUCAGUUAAACUGGAGAAACUUUUGCAUCAGUCACAGUUAGAUCCUGUCACGUCAAAACUUGCUACUCUUUUACAUCAACGGAAAAAUAUCCUAGACUCUGAUAUCCAGACGAAUCUAUCAUCCAGUGCUUUAAUGACAUCAGUUAAUACAGCAUUAGAGAAAGACUGGCAGGCAUGGAAGAGAUUAACAGUGCUUCCAAAUCAUUUAGAUCUGGUGAAAGAAUUUCCAUCCAAUUUUAAUUUUAUCAUAUUACAACAUGCACCAGACAGGAAUUUUCUAUAUGGAGCGCUAUUAGAUCGAUCUAAAGCUAGUAGCGGUGCUGGUGGUGGAAAGGGAGGUAAACAACAUUCUACAACAGUUCCAAGUCGAGCGAAGAUAUUUGGAAUUGAAACCAGUCCAAAAUGUAUUGAAGAACUAAUAGAACGAUUUAAUAACCAUAAACAAUGUGUACAACAGUUAUUAUUAAAACAAGAAUAUCAACGAACUCAAGUGGCGUUACGAAAUAAAAUGUUAGAAAACAUUGACAACAAUAUCAAACAGGAAGCCAAGGUACAAACUGUGGAAGAUCACAUGGAAGAACAGAGAUUAGAAGAAGAAUUCCGUCAUAUUGUCAUUGCCAUGGAAACCUAUUUAAAACCCAUCACAACCCAUAUACACCAUGCCUUGAGAUCAGGUUCAUCACCAACUGGUAGUACAGGUAAUCUAUCUAAAGAACCUAAAGAUCAUCACUUAUCACCAGAGUCUAUUGUAAUAUUGGCUGAUUCAGUGUUAUUACAGUUACCUCUAGAAGCUCUGGAAUGUCUACAAGGAAACUCUGUAUCAUCUUUAUCCCGAGAUUUCUCACUACAGAUGUUCUAUCAUAGAUUUCAUCAAGAACCUGUACAAGAAGACACAAGCGGAGAUAAAAAUAAAAAGAAGGGUAAAGAGGGUGGUAAUCCGAUGUCACGUAUACCAGGAGUACGAGAAGCUAAACAAAAACAAGCCAAGAUUGUACCACUAGAUCGUCCCAUACAACCCUGGCAAUUACCAGUUGAUACCAUGAACUUCAGAUAUAUGGUAGAUUGUUACGAUGAUUGCGCGGAGACGGAAGAGAAUAAACCUGUGUCUGUGUUUAACACUGUGGUGGAGGAAUACGAACAACAGUUUACACCACGUUGGUUAGGUUUAUCAGGCGAAGAUCAUCCACCCAGUGUUGGAGAAUGGGAAGUUUACCUGAAUGAAAGUAGUUCCAUGAUAUUUUAUGGUAUGGAACGUCUCCUCUCCUACAUUCCACCAUCUAAACUAUCAGCUCUAAAUAUUCCAGAAUGUGUGAUGCUGUUUUGUUUGGAUCUUGCCCAAACCAAUAAAAGUUUUCUACGCCAAUCAAAGACAGAUAUUCUUAAAAGCCAUAAUGAUCUAGCUCUAGAAAAACCAGUAGAAACAGCCAUGUUAUCCAGUUUAACAGGUGUUAAAUGUAUUCUAGCCAAUCAGUGGCCUUGUACCUUAGCAGAAAAUGCCAACAAAUUGAAAGUUUCCAUGAAAGAUUUACUACAGAAGGGAAAAACAACCGGACAGAUGGUUCGAUUAAUGAUGUCACCACAGAAACGAGCCAAUGAGGAACGAGCUGAAGCAGAAGCACGAGAGGCCGGAGAAUCAACACCGUCUGUGAAAUCAAAAGGUCACGAUAAACAUGACGAUAAAUCUAGUAAAGGAACAGGACCAAGUGGAAGUCCAGACGGAACCAGAUCCAUAGCGGAGACAGAUCACGGAGAGGAAGAAACAGAAGUAGUAAUGCAGCCAUCUUGGUUUAAUCUUGUUUGUUAUGGAUUACCUAAUUUGGUCGUAACCCAGAUGUAGUCAUUGACAACUGUUGUUAGGGUAAACAUUGAAGGGUUCCAAUGUACAUCAAAGAGAACAUUAUGAAUGAAUUUUUCACUGUAAACAUUAAAUUAAUAAGUCAGAAUUAUACACUUAAAUUAUUUUAAUAACAUUUAGUAAUUGAACUGGAAAUACACAGGACACAGUUCUAUGUGAUACAAUUUACUGUUGAAUACUGAGUGACAAUUUGACUAGCAUCCUAUGAUUUUGAUCAAGCGAUGAUGAGAAGCCAAGUUGGAAAUUGUAUUCCAUUGAAUUGUUGUCCGUGAUCUAAGUAUGUCCAUUCCAAAUUAAGAAUAAUAAUCGGUGGUCUUGUUCCACAUUGUAUUGUUAGAGUUAUCUGCAGUUGUUUUUUGUAUUACCUCAAAAAAUGGUUGAAUAAUAAAGUCAAGAUUGCUUGAAAGAGA